AUGCCGCGUGCAGGCACCCUCAUCGGCCGGGCGGCUGGGAAGUGGCGCCAGGGCGGCGCGGUGCGCGUGCGCGCGGCCCUCUGGGAGGAGGCCCUCGGAGCAGAGCGCAGCCGCUCGGAGCUUCUGCUGGGCAAGUUCCAGGACCUCCGAGGCCUGGGAGCCGCUGACGAUGCACAAGACCGGCGAGACUCUCUGAGACAGGAGCUGUCCGACUUCCUUGGGGGGGAGGUAGCCAACACGCAAGCAUCCUUUGAGAAGCUCAAGGCGUACAACGACGAGCUGGACGAGGCUCUGCAAACAUUGCAGAACCCGCGCCGCAAGACAAGUGUGCCCUCUUUUGUCCCCGGUUCGGGUCGCCUUGCUGGCGAUCCAGUAACCAUCGACAUCCUGCCGCCUGUGCGCGAGACUGAUGGUCCGGCUUUGGUGCCGGGCGCGGCGCACGUGCGUGUUUCCCUGCCUCUGAAGGACAACUCAGAACUGAUGUGGGGCUCAGAUCUUACGCCGCUGUACGACGAUCGAGGAGGACGGCUAAUGUGCUUCACGGCCUUCCUGCCUUUGGGGCUCCGCCUGGUAGAGGUCCAGCGUCCUAGUGACGUGCCACCGGCUGAAGCUGACCUGGUAGUGGUGCUGUCAGUGGACCCCAAGAGCGAAGCCGACAGCCUGGGCAUCCAGGUGGGCGACAUCGUCCGCGCCGUGUCCUUUGUGGGCGCCGGGCCGGAGCCCGGCUGGUUGGACAAGAUGCUUGGGGCUGAGACGAUGCCCAUGCAGCAGGUGAUGAAAUGCGACGGACGCUCUGCUGAAGAGGUUACAGCCGCCCUGGAGUCCAACCGGGAAAACCCCGACGGGCGGCUCGUUCUCCUUCUCGAGCGGCCUCUGUGA
Molecule: messenger RNA, 879 nt
Organism: Symbiodinium pilosum
Lineage: Eukaryota; Dinophyceae; Suessiales; Symbiodiniaceae
Source: the annotation of a GenBank genome assembly